AUGUCACAAUUAAUUAAACCUGCCAGACUAUUAUUAUUAGGGGCUCCAGGUUCCGGUAAAGGUACUCAAACAACGCGAUUGCUAAAACAAUUUCCAGCCAUCAGUAGCGUAUCAUCUGGUGACCUUUUGAGAAAAGAAAUCUCGAGCAAAACACAAUUAGGUCUGUUGGCAUCUGGGUACAUACAGGAAGGUAAGUUAAUUCCAGAUGAAUUGAUAAUUAAUUUACUUACUUCUUAUUUAAGUAAUAAUAAAUGGCUCACACCAAAAUCGACGUGGUUAUUAGAUGGAUUCCCACGAACUCAAAACCAAGCUAAAGUCUUAGAUUCAACUUUAGACAAGUUCAACUCAAAAUUAAAUCUAGUUGUAGAGUUAAAUGUCCCAGAAGAAGUUAUACUUGAACGUAUAGAAAACAGAUUUGUGCAUGUUCCAAGUGGCAGAGUUUAUAACUUACAAUAUAAUCCUCCAAAAAUCCUUGGUAAGGAUGACAUAACUGGCGAGCCAUUGACAAAGAGACCCGAUGACAAUAUUGAAGUUUUUGCCAAAAGAUUACAAGAAUAUAAAGUUACUAUGGGCCCAUUGAAAGAUUACUAUGAAAAUCAAGGUAUCUUAAAAGUAGUGUCUGGUGAAACAUCGGAUAUCAUAUUCCCUAAGUUAAAAGAGUUAAUUGUUAAUAAGUUUGACUGA
This is a messenger RNA of Tetrapisispora phaffii CBS 4417, 684 nucleotides long. RefSeq names its product adenylate kinase ADK2 (gene ADK2). Gene Ontology annotation, molecular function: ATP binding; AMP kinase activity. The coding region runs from base 1 to 684 and encodes 227 amino acids. Gene Ontology annotation, biological process: nucleobase-containing compound metabolic process. Gene Ontology annotation, cellular component: cytoplasm; mitochondrion. NCBI's taxonomy places the organism in Eukaryota, Fungi, Ascomycota, Saccharomycetes, Saccharomycetales, Saccharomycetaceae. The transcript has a single exon. The record is from RefSeq and is a predicted model, not a curated record.